This is a messenger RNA of Gavialis gangeticus (Gharial), 3561 nucleotides long. RefSeq names its product ecotropic viral integration site 5 (gene EVI5). The transcript is spliced from 20 exons. NCBI's taxonomy places the organism in Eukaryota, Metazoa, Chordata, Crocodylia, Gavialidae. Bases 19 to 2613 code for a protein of 864 amino acids. The record is from RefSeq and is a predicted model, not a curated record.
AAAAUAUUUGUUGCUAAGAUGACUAUGAUCCCUAGAGGCCAUGGUUUCAUACAGGUGGCGACAGACAAGGUUGCAGGAAAGCUGAGUUCUACUUUCUCAUGGGUGAAGAACACUGUAUCGCACACUGUCAGUCAAAUGGCCAGUCAGGUGGCAAGUCCAUCUGCCUCAUUACAUACUACAUCCUCCUCUACCACUCCCUCUACACCAGCACUAUCGCCAUCCUCACCAUCACAGUUGAGUCCAGACGACCUAGAAUUACUGGCUAAACUUGAAGAGCAGAAUAGAUUAUUAGAGACAGAUAGCAAAUCCUUGCGAUCUGUAAAUGGGUCAAGAAGGAAUAGUGGCUCCUCCCUUGUAUCUAGUUCAUCAGCUUCUAGCAACCUCAGCCAUCUUGAAGAAGAUUCCUGGAUCCUUUGGGGGAGAAUUGUAAAUGAAUGGGAAGAUGUACGGAAAAAGAAAGAAAAACAAGUUAAGGAGCUUGUUCGAAAAGGGAUACCCCAUCAUUUCAGAGCAAUAGUAUGGCAGCUUUUAUGCAGUGCUCAAAGCAUGCCAAUAAAGGAUCAAUAUUCAGAGCUCUUGAAAAUGACCUCUCCUUGCGAAAAACUAAUAAGAAGGGACAUUGCUAGGACAUAUCCUGAACAUGAUUUUUUUAAAGAAAAAGACAGCCUUGGUCAGGAAGUUUUAUUUAAUGUAAUGAAGGCUUAUUCAUUAGUGGAUCGUGAGGUUGGAUACUGUCAAGGAAGUGCUUUUAUAGUUGGGCUGCUGCUUAUGCAGAUGCCAGAAGAGGAAGCCUUCUGUGUGUUUGUUAAAUUAAUGCAAGAUUAUAGACUUCGAGAACUCUUCAAACCAAGUAUGGCUGAGCUGGGCCUUUGCAUGUACCAAUUUGAAUGCAUGAUACAGGAGCAGCUACCAGAGCUUUACGUGCACUUUCAGUCCCAGAGUUUCCAUACUUCAAUGUAUGCUUCAUCAUGGUUUUUAACAAUCUUUCUCACAACUUUUCCACUUCCAAUUGCAACAAGAAUAUUUGAUAUUUUUAUGUCUGAGGGUUUAGAGAUAGUAUUUCGAGUAGGUUUAGCAGUUCUUCAGAUGAACCAAGCAGAAUUAUUGCAACUUGACAUGGAAGGGAUGUUACAGCACUUUCAAAAGGUCAUUCCACAUCAGUUUCACAGUGGUCCAGACAAAUUAAUCCAGGCAUCUUACCAAGUCAAAUACAAUGCAAAGAAGAUGAAAAAGUUAGAAAAGGAAUACACUACAAUAAAAACUAAGGAAAUGGAAGAGCAAGUUGAAAUUAAAAGGUUACGAACAGAAAAUAGACUCUUAAAACAGCGCAUUGAAACGUUAGAAAAAGAAAGUGCUUCCUUGGCAGAUAGAUUGAUACAGGGACAAGUGACAAGGGCCCAGGAGGCUGAGGAAAACUACCUCAUAAAACGGGAGCUGGCCACCAUCAAACAGCAGAGUGAUGAGGCCAUUACUAAACUGGAGCAAGCUGAGAAUACCAUCAGGGAGCUCCAGCAACAACAACAAUGGCAUAAAUGCAGUUCACGCUACAGUGAAGACUUUGUGCUACAGCUGGAAAAAGAGUUGGUUCAAGCAAGACUGAGUGAAGCAGAAUCCCAUUGUGCUCUGAAGGAAAUGCAAGAUAAGGUUCUAGACAUGGAAAAGAGAAACAGUUCUUUACCUGAUGAGAAUAAUGUUGCUAGACUUCAAGAAGAACUGAUUGCGGUGAAAUUAAGGGAAGCAGAAGCUCUGAUGGGACUAAAAGAACUUAGACAGCAGGUCAAGGAUUUGGAGGAGCACUGGCAGCGUCACCUAGCUCGUACCACUGGCAGGUGGAAAGAUACACCCAGAAAGAACACCGUGAAUGAGCUGCAAGAUGAAUUAAUGACUAUCCGAUUGAAAGAAGCAGAAACUCAGGCGGAGCUAAAAGAGAUGAAACAAAGAAUGAUGGAGAUGGAAACUCAGAAUCAGAUCAAUAGCAACCACUUGCGAAGGGCGGAGCAAGAGGUUACCAAUCUGCAAGGGAAGGUGCAGUAUCUUUCUACACAGAACAAAGGACUUCUUGCUCAGUUAAGUGAAGCCAAACGCAGACAAGCAGAGAUUGAAUGCAAGAGUAAGGAAGAAGUGAUGGCAGUAAGACUCCGUGAAGCAGACCGCAUUGCUGCAGUGGCAGAACUCCAGCAACAUAUUGCUGAACUAGAAAUCCAGAAAGAAGAAGGAAAAAUUCAAGGGCAGCUUAAUAAAUCUGACUCUAACCAGUAUAUUAGAGAACUGAAAGAUCAGAUAGCAGAACUGAAGCAGGAGAUCAAAUGCCUAAAAGGCCAGAGAGUCUUCUCAGACCAAGCCACUUUUGAUGGGAUUCACAUUGUCAACCAUUUUACAGGAGAUGAUGAGUCAUUUCAUUCUUCUGAUGAAGAUUUUAUAACGAACUCCAUACAGAGGAGUGGGAUCCACUUUCAAUUACGCAGAACUGGUCAGAUGGCUUUGGAUGCAACUGUGGUAGACAGCAGUGACAGUGAUGCUGAAGAGGGUGUCCUGGGUAUUGGAAGUGCAGACACAAUUAUUCCCAAGGAAAAGAACCAGAAAAGAAUGGAAUCCUACUCCACCACUGUAUGAUCAUCACUGUGACUAGCAUUUAAGACUUCAUAUCUUUAAGGGAUAAAUGGUCAGAAAUGCCAGGCUGUUGAAUUUAGGUUAUUACUACUGGAGUUUGUCUGGCUCAUUAUGUAUAUACACAUUUUAAUAUCUGCCUUUUAUCUUUGCCAAAUCUUUACUACUGACAUACCAUUGCCAUAAAGUAGGCUGGGAGGAAGUUGAUGGAUGACAGUUCUAACAGUAUUACUGAAUGUUCCUUGUUUUAGAAAAUGCAAAUAUUAAUUUCUUCAAUGCUUAAGAACCAUUUUGCAGUUCAUAAACAUGGGAAAUAUUUUCUUCAAAAGAAACUGCUCUUGUGCAAUAUUUUAUGCUCUGAACAAAUGUGUAUUUUUUUACAUUUGUGAUCAAGAUGGAUGUUAGCAAACCAUCUGAUCAUAGCUUAUAUCUGAUUAUCUUGUGCUUUUUGGUUUUGUUUGUUUUUAAUUAAACAUAGAACUUUUGGAGGCCCACAGAAGGUUCAAAAUAUAGGCCUUCAUCUGUACUAUUUUAUAAACAAAUUAAUGGUCACAAAUGUGUCUAAAAUCAUUUUGACUUAAUUUUUAUGUGCAUCUGCUUUUGAUGUGUUGCUAAACAAAGCCCGGUCUAAGUAUGUUAACUACAAUAAUGUUUAUUUUGUACAUAUUUAUAUAUCUGCACCAAGCUGAAAAUGUACAUUACACAUCAUUUUAUAUGAGGAAUGUAAAUGUUGCAAUAUGUCUUGGCAUUCUAACAAGAAUAAAUUCUGUAUAUACAUACUAGAAAUGAGUUACCAAAUAAAGACAAAACACUAACCGUAGGUUAAAUUUCUGCUUAGCUACUGACACUAACAGGUUCUUGUUUAACUGAAAUGCUUGUUCAAAAACACUAUUGACUGAAUAUUUUAACUCCAUGUAUAUGUAACUACAAUAAAUUUUUCAUGAUUUAACAGGG